UUUGAAGACUUGGCCACUGCCUUGUGGCUCCCAGCAGCCACUGCGUUCUCUCUCCUACUGGGGUAUGCGAUCAUGGCGGAUGUGCUUCGGCAGCAGGUCCAGGAGGAUAAACCCGAUCAGGAGAUAGUCCUGAACGGGGACGUGGAACUCGAGGGGAAAGAAGAGGCAGACCCCGCCGAAGAGACGGCCAAGAAGAAAAAGAAAAAAAAGAAGAAGAACAAAGCGGCGGGCUCCGCGGGGAACGAUGAUGCGGAGGGCGAUGGCAACGCCGGGGGCGUGGGUGAUGUGACCAGGCAACUGGAGAAGCAAGCCCUGGAGGACAAGGAGAAGGAGGAAGAGGGAGAGGAAGAUGGAGAGGAAGGAGAGAACUCCGCCGGGAAGAAAAAGAAGAAGAAGAAAAAGAAGAAAGGACCCAAGGUGCAAUCCGACCCUCCGUCUAUUCCCAUCUGCGAUCUCUAUCCCAGCGCAGUCUUCCCAAAGGGCCAGGAGUGCGAGUAUCCUGCCAUACAGGACGGGAGGAGCGCUGCCUGGCGCACCACCAGCGAGGAGAAGCGCGUCCUGGACAAGGCCAACGAGGAGGUGUGGAACGACUUCCGGCAGGCUGCCGAGGCCCACAGACAGGUCCGCAAAUACGUCACCAGCUGGCUGAAGCCUGGGAUGACCAUGAUCGAGAUCUGUGAGAAGCUGGAGGACUGCUCCAGGAAGCUGAUCAAAGAGAGCGGUCUGAACGCGGGCCUGGCCUUCCCCACAGGCUGCUCCCUGAACAACUGCGCUGCUCACUACACCCCCAACGCUGGGGACCCCACCGUGCUGCAGUACGACGACGUCUGCAAGAUCGACUUCGGCACGCACAUCAACGGUCGAAUCAUUGACUGUGCCUUCACUGUCACCUUCAAUCCAAAGUACGAUAAGCUGCUGGAAGCUGUGAAAGAUGCCACUAAUACUGGAAUCAAGUGCGCGGGAAUUGACGUCCGCUUGUGCGACAUCGGAGAAUCGAUUCAGGAAGUGAUGGAGUCCUACGAGGUUGAAAUCGACGGGAAGACAUACCAAGUGAAGCCAAUCCGAAAUUUAAACGGCCACUCCAUCGGGCAGUACAGGAUACACGCGGGCAAGACAGUCCCGAUUGUCAAGGGCGGAGAGGCUACGAGAAUGGAGGAAGGAGAGGUGUACGCCAUCGAGACUUUCGGCAGCACGGGGAAGGGUGUGGUUCACGAUGACAUGGAGUGCUCACACUACAUGAAGAACUUUGACGUCGGACACGUACCAAUCAGACUCCCGAGGGCCAAGCACCUGCUGAACGUGGUGAACGAGAACUUCGGCACGCUGGCCUUCUGCCGGCGCUGGCUGGACCGCCUCGGCGAGAGCAAGUACCUGAUGGCCCUGAAGAACCUGUGCGACCUGGGCAUCGUGGACCCCUACCCCCCGCUGUGCGACUCCAAGGGCUGCUACACCGCCCAGUUCGAGCACACCAUCCUGCUGAGGCCUUGCUGCAAGGAGGUGGUCAGCCGAGGGGAGGACUACUGAGUCACGCCCGAAAAACCCCCCCUCCCGACCCCCCGACCCAAGCCCCGUAUACACAGGCACGCAAAACACUCAAAAUGUAAAGGCUUAAAAGUUAUCGGCAGAACUCGCUUCCUUCACGUUUCUCGCUUUUGGCAGAAAGCAGCAGCUGCGGCAGUGUUAUGGCUAUGGCUGCUCCGCCAUUAAAAACCCGUUUCAUAAAAAUACAAAUCUGCAAAGACCAGUGUCCAAGGUAGAGCUGGGGGGCGGGGGGCUUGAUGACAUCACAGCAGGUGCCAUGUUUUGUUUUCGGUUUUUUUUGCUUUGUUUUUUUUUUCCUGCUGAAAGGAACAGGAAAUAACGAUGAUUUCAAGAGUUUUUGUCAGUUUUUUAAUAUUCUGUCUUGCAUUUAGGGAAAAUGAUGCAAAAAAAAAAACCUCCCGUAAAAGGAGGCUGUAACUCUACAACCUCCUGUGUAUUAAGGCUGUAAGUUGAGCUUUAGACUGCAACAGGGAGAGUACUUUGCAAAUAAAUAAACAAAUAAAUGCCCUCUGCUCCUACAGUAUUUAUAUUUCGUUGAUAUUUCAGAAAUAUCUCUGAAAUGGCUGCCUCUUCUCUUAAACGCCCCGAUGUUGUAUUUCACUUGGAACUCCCUGAAAUGGUUUUGUAUGUAAAAGGAAGAAGAAAAAAAAAGAACCUUAAAUAAC
Conger conger (European conger) is the source of this 2207-nucleotide messenger RNA. RefSeq names its product methionyl aminopeptidase 2a (gene metap2a). Gene Ontology annotation, molecular function: metalloaminopeptidase activity. Lineage: Eukaryota; Metazoa; Chordata; Actinopteri; Anguilliformes; Congridae. Gene Ontology annotation, biological process: proteolysis. The record is from RefSeq and is a predicted model, not a curated record. Bases 73 to 1524 code for a protein of 483 amino acids. The transcript has 11 exons.